Messenger RNA from Aspergillus tubingensis, 3399 nucleotides. RefSeq lists its product as uncharacterized. Bases 1 to 3399 code for a protein of 1132 amino acids. Gene Ontology annotation, cellular component: membrane. Lineage: Eukaryota; Fungi; Ascomycota; Eurotiomycetes; Eurotiales; Aspergillaceae. Gene Ontology annotation, biological process: transmembrane transport; metal ion transport. The record is from RefSeq and is a predicted model, not a curated record. The transcript is spliced from 10 exons. Gene Ontology annotation, molecular function: metal ion transmembrane transporter activity.
AUGGCUCCCGAUAAUGCGCUCAACGGGGAACAACCGCCGCGCAUCGAAACGGCAGUGGAUAUCGUUGCAGUGCCAGCUAUCGGCGCAGAUCCCAGGAGGACAUGGCUCGAUGAGGAUUCACAAACGCCGUGGCUUCUUACCGAGUUAGCCAGAUGCAUCCCAACCGCUCGUGUUCUAUUUGCAGACCAUGGGCAUCUUGACUCGCAAGAUGAUCUGGACUUAUUGGCUCACCGGCUGUUGAAAUGGCUUCUAGAGAAAAGGGGGUCAACUAGCCUUAGGCGUCCUAUCUUCUUCGUUUGUCACAGCACGGGCGGACUUGUCGCCAAAGCAGCGCUUGUAAUAGCCAGUCAACUAACAUCCAGACUUGGUUCGAUUCUGUCAAGUUGCUAUGGCAUCGCAUUUCUGGCGACUCCGCAUCAUGGCUCGAGUUAUCUGUCGGCUCCGGAGUUCACCAAAAGUAUUCAGCACUUGAUGAGACUCAAACACCGCAUUCCGCCUCGCAUUCAGGAGCUCUUCAAACCAAGGCAUCCCUACCUCUUACGCCUUUCUAGCGAAUUCAGGGCAAUAUCGGCGGAUAUCAGACUUUGGACCUACCUGGAGACCGUCGACUCUACUCUAAGUAUCGCCGACUCUGAGGCUGGAACCACCAUAGACAUGCAUGUUCCCAUUACGUCCAUUCGGUCUGGUAUUCUUGGUUUUGAACAUGAAAAAGAAACCCCUCUAGCUACUGACCACGUUGGCACUGCGUCUUUCAAAGGCCAGGAGCUUACAACAAGAUUCGGUUUCAUAGAUGAAUUACAUGAAUCUGUCACCGUGGCUAUUCAUCUAUCUAAGCUGACAGAUGCCCCAUUAGACGUGGAGAUGGAAGUAAUGGUCCAAGUAAAUGGCUUUUUCGAAGACACCGCGCGUGGAAUUAGCGACGAAACGCCUUUGAAACUAUGGUCCACCAAAGCGUCUCUCCGCGAGUAUCUGGCCAAUGGACCCUCUUCAUGCCUUAAUAUCAGGCUUCAAAAGACAGCCGGGAUACCAGCGAGCAUCUACGAUGACUCCUCCCUAAGCAGCUUUGAUAGCAGACCGACUUCUGCUCAUGUUCGAGCGUCAAUGGAUGGCAUAUUGCAACCAAGAGAAACACCUGUAGCGGAAGCCAACAGACCCGAAACUCUUCCUCACAGACCCCCAUUAAAAGCGAGUCGCAGCUUUAUGGGCCACACAUCUCCUCAGAUCCAUAUUACUGAGCCAGCCGUUGAUGACUACUUUGAUGUACAGCCAGAAUCAGGUCAAGAUGUGAAGAUAUCUGAUUCACAAAGCCAGGAUGAGAUAGGCGAUGCGAGUCAAAUCGAAACGGGUGUGGGAAACAUUCUAGCAAUAUCGAGUCCUCCCAGAUAUAGAAGCUUCCUACCAAUUCCACCGCCCUUCCGAGAUACUGUCGAUCAGCAGAGGGCCGAGAUGCCUCGGAAGAUGCCACGAUUUGACCAGCCGGAGCCAGGGAGCGAGAAGCUUCUUUGGAUCCAUGUGCCUUAUACCCACACUGGAUGGGUACCAGCUAUACUAGCCAAGGCUUGUGGAAAUCACGACAGGCAGAAGUUCUUGGAGGAGUUUGUCAAUGACGAAUACUGGUAUUCCAAUCUCAUCAGAGCCCGUCACCUUGAACCUCACGCUCGCUACGUAAGACCCGAAUGUAUUCACUUCAAGGACCGCAAGCCUCCGUCCCCCGAUACUGUGGAUGGGCAUCAAGAUCCUAGAUUGGCUUUAUACCUCCACUGGGAUACCUACUGGAAUCUCGUUCAGCGGCGUAAAGUCGUCGAGGACAGAUUGCGACAAGGGCGCUUCAGACCAGUUCCAGAUGACAUUUCCAAAGCGAGCCUGGAGUCAAAGCUAAUCUGGAGAUAUCUCGGAAGCGAACCACCCAUUCAUAUCCGGCGAACAUUGGAUCAGUUCGGGUACCCUAACUUACGGUCGACCGUAGCAAGAGAUGAUGACCAGAUGCUCUGGAAACGGACGAAGAAGGUCGUUAAUCUCAAUGAUGAGAUCAAGAAUUCCGCCGAGGCAGAAAACUCUACUAACACUAAAAACACAUUCAUGGAUGGAAAGGUCCUCAUAGUCGAUCAACUCUGGUUAUGGAUUGUCGAUGAGAAGACAGUAGUCACUUUCUUCCCCAAUCAGGAGGCCACGACAGCCGAAGGCAAACUCUACGAGCAGUCAAACCUCUAUAGCAGCAUAUACAACGAGCUUAACGGAGAUCUCGCAAGACGCUUCGAAACAGCUGGCGACCUUGCUUCCUUAAUCGUGUUGCAUGCAAUCACCGUCCUUCUGGACCGGACAUUGCACCGUGACCUGCAAAUACUCCGAAUAUUCGAAGAAUCCAUCAGCAUUCUUACCGAAAUCGUAACCAAAUCCUUCAAACGCUUCCGAAACCGCGGCUUCAACACUCGCCCCGCCGACUAUAACAAAAACGCCGAAGGCAGACCCAUGUCCGCCACGGAGCGCGACGAGAGGGACAACAAAGUAGCCAGACGAAACCGCGAGGACCUCUCCACAUUGCUAGAGCUGAGAGACAUCGUAGACGAACUUAGCACCCUCCUCAAACUCCUCGAGCAGCAAGCAACCACAGUGAGAACCAUGUCCAGCUACUUCGAACACCGAGGCUGCGGACAAGCAUUCAUUGAAUCAGCCCUCUCCCGACUAGAAGAGUACCGGAACCAAGUCCUCGAAAUGCGCGAAAACGCAUCCGUGGCACAGAAAGCAGUCGAAAACCUGCUCGAUCUCAAACAAAAACAAGCUAGCGUUGACGAAUCCCGUCUCGCCCGAUGGGAAGCAGAAGUAACCCAAGACCAAUCUCGAUCUGUCAUGGUCUUUACAAUAUUCACCAUCAUCUUCCUCCCCCUCUCCUUCUUCACCUCCCUAUUCGGCAUCAACGCCCGAGAAUGGAGCGGUGAAGCAGAGAACCUAACCCUAGGCCAAAUGCUAUACAUCUCAGGCCCCGCCUCCUUCGCCAUAAUAAUGUUCGCCCUCCUAAUAGCCUUCAACGAACGGCUCCGCGAAACCCUCUGGCGGGCCCAAAAACUCAUCAUAGAUAUAGUUGCAGAUUUCCUUCUCGCGCCGAUCACAUUACUCUUCCAGUGGUGGAGGAGGAUGGGGAGGAAGGGGAAGAAGAGGCCUGGACCUGGAGCCGAAUCUGAGAAUAAUCGGCCGAAGACGACUGGUCGUCGUGGCUUGGGGAAGUAUAGACGGAAUGGGAAGAUACAGAGACAGCAGUCUGGGGAGGAUAUUUGGUCGGAACAUGAGGAUAAGAUGUUGGGGGGUGGUGUGGGGCGUAUGGGACUGGUGGAUGGGGAGGUGGAGAGGGAGAGGAUGGAUCCGUAUGCGGAGAAGGGGAGGGGGUGGGGGGUGGAUGAGUAG